This is a messenger RNA of Guillardia theta CCMP2712, 768 nucleotides long. RefSeq lists its product as hypothetical. The transcript is spliced from 3 exons. The record is from RefSeq and is a predicted model, not a curated record. Gene Ontology annotation, cellular component: peroxisomal membrane. NCBI's taxonomy places the organism in Eukaryota, Cryptophyceae, Pyrenomonadales, Geminigeraceae. Gene Ontology annotation, molecular function: FMN transmembrane transporter activity; ATP transmembrane transporter activity; AMP transmembrane transporter activity. The annotation marks the transcript as partial.
GAAGAAGGACUGUCUGGCUUGUACCGGGGCCUGAACUCUACACUCAUAACUCUUUUUGCUGCUAACUUUAUCUACUUCUAUGCGUUCCAUCUGCUACGGCUGUUGUUGAAUAGGAGCAAGCUCUUUCAGAUGUUGAAGAAGAACUUGAAGAUUUCUCAAGCUGUAAUCAAUCUUUCUAUCGGAACCAUUGCUGGAGGAAUCAAUGUGUGUUUUGUUCAGCCGCUUUGGGUAGCCAACGCAAGACUUAAACUUCAAGAUUCCUCAAAGCCAAGUGCUGACCACUACAAUGGCAUGAUUGAUGCUAUCAUUAAAAUUCGCCGCGAGGAAGGCUUGUUUAAGCUUUGGGCCGGAGUUUCAUCCAGCCUCCUGCUAUGCUGUAACCCAGCUAUACAGGUAACAAACUUCUUGCAACAGUCUCAAACUGUUGCUGCCUGGCCUGACUUGCCGUGUCAGUUUGCGGUUCUAGAGGCGUUCAUCCUCGGCGCGUUUGCCAAGUGGGUCGCAACCAUCACAACUUACCCAUUGCAAGUGGCGCAGACACGUUUGCGAUUUGGAAAGACAUCAACAUCGAGUCAGACUGGUCAGGUCGUCGAGUACAAUGGGACUUUGGACUGUCUUUUUCUCACUUUCUCCUCCAGGGGCAUGGAGACCAAACUUUGGCACAGUACCUUGAUAUCUGCUCUCAUGUUCUUGACCUAUGAGAAGAUUCAAAGGCUCGUUGGAAAUGCUAUCAUUGCCAAGGUUGCCAAGAAGAGCAAAGUUAACUGA